Messenger RNA from Cuscuta campestris, 1414 nucleotides. Lineage: Eukaryota; Viridiplantae; Streptophyta; Magnoliopsida; Solanales; Convolvulaceae. The record is from the annotation of a GenBank genome assembly.
ACGUAACCUGCACUUUAAUCCAAUUCAAUCACAAAUAUAUAUAUAUAUAUAUAUAUAUAUAGAGUAGAAAGCAAAGAAAGACUGGAAAAAAAGUAACGAUGAACUCAAUUAGAUGGAACAACAAGAACAUUAGUACUGUUCUUGCAGCCAUUAUUACGGUGUGGGCAUCCGCCGCCGCCGGAGCUCGCCGGAGCUCGGCCGUCGACGACGGCGAGAUGAUAAAGAGGUACGAGCAGUGGAUGGAGCAGUACGGGCGGGCGUAUUCAAACGAGACCGAGAAAACACAGCGGUUCAGUGUGUUCAGAGACAAUGCGAUUUUCAUAGAUUCUUUCAACCGGGCCGGAAAUCAUUCGUACACUCUGGCUAUCAACGAGUUCGCCGACUUAACUAACGACGAGUUUCGGUCCUCCCGGAUGGGUUACGUGCCGCCGCCGCCGCCCGUUGCCGGUAAUGCGACGGCGAUGCCUUUCAUUUAUGAAAACGUCACCGACCCUCCGCCCGCGGUGGACUGGAUUAAGCACGGCGCAGUUACUCCCAUCAAGAACCAAGAACAGUGUGUUAUCCGUAUGGAAUAUGUACUCAACGACAUGUGGCUCGUUCAACCCGAUUGCUUGAAGGGAGUGGCGGGUGUGUUCGGGUCAGGGCAGGAUGAGAGGUUUUACCGAGGGAGGAACAUGCUAAGCGAACUCGCAUUAACCGAAAGUAAUCUUUUUGAAAAAUAUGCAGGGUGUUGUUGGGCGUUCUCAACCGUGGCAGCGACGGAGGGAAUCACAAAGCUUACCACCGGAAAGCUGAUAUCCUUAUCGGAGCAACAGCUGGUGGACUGCGACAGGAUAAGCCACGGGUGCGACGGGGGGUGGAUGGAGGCCGGCUUCAAGUACAUCACCGAGAACAGGGGCAUAACCACCGAGGCCAACUACCCCUACACCAAGAUGCAGGGCCCCUGCCAGCAGAGCAAGGCCUCCGCCGCCGCGGCCAGGCUCGGCGGCUUCCAGAUCGUUCCCAAGAACAGCGAGGCGGAGCUCCUGAAGGCGGUGUCGCGGCAGCCGGUGUCCGUCUCGAUCGACGCCGCCGGGCAGCCGAUGCAGUUCUACGCCGGCGGGGUCUUCGCCGCCCAGUGCUCGACGCUGAUCAACCACGCCGUGACCGCCGUCGGGUACGGGACGGACCCCAGCGGGAUGAAGUACUGGCUGCUCAAGAACUCCUGGGGACCCACUUGGGGAGAGCGGGGGUUCCUGAGACUGUUGAGGGACUCCGGUGUGCCGGAGGGACAGUGUGGGGUCGCCACCCAAUCUUCUUUCCCUCUUCCUCCUCCUAAGUAAUUGUUAAAUUAACAAACAAACAAACAUGGGAUGAAGCAUUUGUUGUUAUGAUAAUGAAAAUAAAUAAACCAAAUUAAACCAGCUGAUGUAUU